UACAUUUCCCUUUAACAUACACGUUUUUUGGACCACAUUUCCAAUUACUUGAAUAUAAAAUGAUUCCAGCCGUAAUAUAAAUAAUGCGAUUGGCUUUAAUUUUAAAUACUGUUGUACGAAAAGUUAAUUUUACUAAAGUUUACACUUUGCAUUACAGUUUUAGUUCUGUAAUUCUAUCCAAGUAUCAAUUUGGAAAAAUAUCUUCGCCUAAAUCAGAAAGUAUGAAACGAAGUUUUUCUACAAUGUCCGGACUUAAAUUCGAUGAACCAGCCACAAUAGGAACCCAUGAUGGCGUUUUUCAUUGUGACGAAGCGUUAGCGUGUUAUUUGUUGCGAAAAAUACCUCAAUUAAAAAAAUCAGAAAUUAUUCGGUCUCGUGAUUCUAAAGUUUUAGAUAAGUGUUCGAUUGUUGUGGAUGUUGGCGGCGUUUACGAUCCAGAACGACAUAGAUAUGAUCAUCAUCAACGAGAGUUUAUGCAUACUUUAAGUUCCAUACGCCCUGAAUGUCCAGAUAAACAUAUACGAUUAAGUUCCGCGGGUUUAAUUUACGCACAUUUUGGUAAAGAAAUCAUCGGAUAUAUUUUGAAUGAUUUGGAUUUAACCGAUGAUCAAUUAAAAUUGUUGUACUUACGUGUAUACGAAGAUUUUGUGGAAGAACUUGAUGGUAUAGAUAAUGGAAUACCGCAAUAUUCAGAAGGAAAAGCUGCGUUUCGAAUUAACACUCAUGUAAGUGCCAGAAUUGCUAUGUUGAAUCCAAAAUGGAACUCACCCGAUGAUGUGGAUGUACAAGAAUUAUUUUAUAAAGCUAUGGAAAUGGUUGGUAAAGAAUUCGAAGAAUCUCUUUUAUAUGCAGCAAAAGUUUGGUUACCUGGACGGCAGUUGGUUAAACAAGCAAUCGAAAAACGUUUCGAUGUCUACAAAACCGGUGAAAUCAUGGAAUUAUCAAAUAGAUGUCCUUGGAAAGAACAUUUAUUUAGUCUGGAAAAGGAAUUAGGUAUUAAAGAUGAAAUCAAAUAUGUUAUCUUCCAAGAUAUUAAGGGUCAAUGGCGUGUUCAAGGCGUUCCAACAGAGCCUAAUGGUUUUAUUUGCAGAGUUUUUCUACAUGACGAUUGGCAAGGUUUACGAGAUGAAGUAUUAAGUGAAAAGUCCGGAAUUCCUGGUUGUAUAUUUAUUCAUGCUAACGGAUUCAUUGGUGGACAUUUAAACCGGGAUGGUGUGUUAGAAAUGGCAAGAAGAAGUUUAGAAUUUAAGAAUUCAAAAAUUCAAUAG
Molecule: messenger RNA, 1268 nt
Organism: Chrysoperla carnea
Lineage: Eukaryota; Metazoa; Arthropoda; Insecta; Neuroptera; Chrysopidae
Product: MYG1 protein-like
Exons: 4
Coding region: 84-1268 (394 amino acids)
Cellular component (GO): cytoplasm; nucleus
Source: RefSeq, a predicted model, not a curated record